AUGGAUUACCAAAACCGUGCUGGUUCCAAGUUUGGCGGCGGAGGCGUGGCAUCCACCUCAGCAACAAACGCCGAUCGACGAGAACGUCUGCGAAAGCUCGCCCUCGAAACCAUCGACCUCGACAAAGACCCCUACUUCUUCAAGAACCACGUCGGAUCCUUCGAAUGUCGACUCUGUCUGACAGUCCACCAGAACGAUGGCUCCUACCUCGCCCACACCCAGGGCCGAAAGCAUCAAACAAACCUCGCCCGUCGUGCUGCGAAGGAGCAGAAGGAAGGAAGAGCAGGUCUUGAUCCUGUGACUGGUAUGCCGAUUGGCAUGGUUGGAGCGCAAGUCAAUGUCAAGAGAAAUGUGGUCAAGAUUGGACGACCUGGAUAUAAGAUUACGAAGACGAGGGACCAGGUUACGAGGCAGCAUGGCUUAAUAUUCCAGCUCCAAUAUCCUGAGAUAUCGCUAGAUGUUACGCCGAAGGUCAGAUUCAUGAGUGCGUAUGAGCAGAAAGUGGAUGACCCUCCGGACAAGAACUUUCAAUACAUGCUUGUGGCAGCGGAACCCUAUGAGACCUGUGGAUUUAAGUUGCAAGCGAGGGAGAUCGACCGAACGAACGACAGGUAUUUCACUUGGUGGGACCCUGAUCUCAAGGAAUUCUGGGUUCAGGUCAUGUUCAAGACGGAGAGAGAGGAGAGGUAUAGUGGUGUUCCGGGCUUAGCUCCUUCAAGACGAUGA
Hyaloscypha bicolor E is the source of this 726-nucleotide messenger RNA. RefSeq lists its product as uncharacterized. The transcript has a single exon. Lineage: Eukaryota; Fungi; Ascomycota; Leotiomycetes; Helotiales; Hyaloscyphaceae. Bases 1 to 726 code for a protein of 241 amino acids. The record is from RefSeq and is a predicted model, not a curated record. Gene Ontology annotation, molecular function: nucleic acid binding; zinc ion binding. Gene Ontology annotation, cellular component: U2-type prespliceosome; catalytic step 2 spliceosome; U2 snRNP. Gene Ontology annotation, biological process: spliceosomal complex assembly.